Molecule: messenger RNA, 1059 nt
Organism: Cryptosporidium muris RN66
Lineage: Eukaryota; Apicomplexa; Conoidasida; Eucoccidiorida; Cryptosporidiidae
Exons: 1
Coding region: 1-1059 (352 amino acids)
Source: RefSeq, a predicted model, not a curated record
AUGGAUCGUAGAGAGAUAGUAACAUAUUGUGGUAGACCAAAUGGGGGGUCUACAUUAGUACCAUAUGAAUAUCCUAAUAAUCCAAACAAAAAUAAUACCCCAUUUGAAAUACCUGGAUGUCCAGUAUUUGGAAUAUUUACUGCUACCGUUGUAGGUGUACUUUGGCUACUUUUCUCAUUAACUUUACCUGCAUAUCACUAUACUCGUAUUGUAUUUCCAAUUGAUAACUAUAUGGACUUAAAUUUUGGUUUAUGGACUUUAUAUGCAUCUUCAAAUUGUGACUCCAUUAUUAAUUUUAAUGUUAAUCGUGAAAUAUGUCGGCGUGUAGUAUCUCAUAUGGAUAAUUUGAGCCUUGCUGAUGCAACCAACUUUGUAUGUAGUUUAGAAGCAGGUAUACUCUCUUUGUUGAAUUUAGGAUGUAAUGAAUUUCAUCUUAUAAGACAAGGCUCUGCGAUAUUGAUUAUAAUGUUUACAAUGUCAGUUAUAUUACUUUUCUUUGCAUCUAUUUUUCUUUUAACAUUUUGGUUUUGCUAUCGAACAAAACGUGUUAGGCAAAGCAUAUUUAUGUUACAUUUUACAGCAGCAUUAAUUUGUAUAUUAGGAAUGGUCGGAUAUCUUCUUGUAGGAGGAUUAACUAUACAGCCAUUCCGUGAUUCUUCUAUGUUUGGUUUAGGUAGUGGAUUCAUAGCUCGAUUAUUAUUUGUGGAUAUAUCACGUUCAUUUGACUUAUCAACUGGAUUUGCUUUUGCAGCUUUUGGAAUGAUUUGGGUUAUACUUCUUCCUUUAUGGUCAAUAUGUGCUUUACCUCCUACUAUGUGUGUUGAUAUAUCUGAGGUUGAUGAUGAACUGGCUCAAGAGCAGGAGAAUUUUGCAAAAUUAUUAGAACAGGCCUCUAAUUAUCCUUACUAUAACCAGCAAAGUUCUCCACAAUCAUCUUAUAAUCCAAAUAUAUAUGGCCCUAAUAGGGGUUACCAAAUGCAACCAGGUAUAACUUACUAUUAUCAACCACAAUGUAGACAAUUCUAUCCGCAAUAUCCAAUGCAAUAUCGAGGAUACUAA